Messenger RNA from Gallus gallus (chicken), 1864 nucleotides. It is a transcript of the gene KTI12, whose product is annotated as KTI12 chromatin associated homolog. NCBI's taxonomy places the organism in Eukaryota, Metazoa, Chordata, Aves, Galliformes, Phasianidae. The transcript has a single exon. The coding region runs from base 43 to 759 and encodes 238 amino acids. The record is from RefSeq and is marked validated.
ACUUCCGGGUCAGCAUGGCGGCGCUGGGGCGCUGAGCGCGCGAUGCCGCUGGUGGUGCUGUGCGGGCCGCCGGGCAGCGGCAAGAGCCGGCGUGCGGCCGAGCUGCGGGACGCGCUGAGCGGAGCUGAGCGGCGGGCGCACGUCGUGGCCGAGGCGGAGGGCGGCCGGGCGGCUCUGCGGGCCGAGGUGGAGCGGCUGCUGAGUCGGCGCGACGUGGUGAUCGUGGACGCGAGCAACGAGCUGCGGAGCAUCCGCUACGAGCUGUACUGCGCGGCGCGGCAGGCGGGCACGGCGCGCUGCCUGCUGCAGUGCGUCGGCGGCGGCCCCGCCGAGCCGCCCUUCGAAGCCCCGGACCCGCGCAACCGCUGGGACCGGCCGCUGUUCACCGUGCACGGCGAGGAGCCGCUGCCUCUGGCCGACAUCCGCGCGGCACUCUUCGAGAGCGCCCCGCCGCCGCCGCACCGCGCCACGCGCAGCCAACCCCUGCAGUCCGGCGGCUUCCUGCACCUCCUCGACCGCGCCACGCAGGACGUGGUGACCGCUCUCGUGGCCGCCCAGAGGAGCGGGGCGCAGCCUGGAGAGCUGGUGCGCGUCCCCGGCGUGGAAGAGGGGCUGGUGCUGCCGCGGCCUGUCAGCUUGGCCGAGCUGAGCCGGCUCCGCAGGCAGUUCAUCAGCUACACUAAGAUGCAGCCCAGCGAUGAGAACCUGGAGCAGUUGGCCAGCAUGUUCCUGCAGUACCUGAGCCGCAGCAUCCAGUGAGGUGCGGCUCCUUCCCGUCCCGAAGUGCUUGCAGCAGUAGGAAUGCACCCUCCUGCCGUGCACCUCAAGGAGCUGUGACCCUUGUGUCACAUAGCACAGCCCGUGACAGUGCUGAGAAAGCCAGUACCGUGGUGCUGCAGCAGCUGUAUUCCUAACGUGAUCUAUAGGAUGGCUCUCCCGGUCCUCUCUACUGCGUUCUCCCCGUGUGUCUUUCAGAAAGAGCGUGUUGCAUCCCCACACAGCUGAAGUCUCCUAUGGAGACCUCCACCUCAAUACUAAAGUAGUGAUUGAGCAUAAAUGCUGCAAUGUGAUGACCAUAAGGAGAACUCCUGCCCUCCUCAGUGCCAUGUCGGUGUCUUGAAUAAGAAGACUGCUGUUCCAAGGCUGCCUCCAGAUAUAUCAAACUGCAGUGGGGGACUUCAGUUCCCGGUGUAGAAGAGGCAUGUGUAUUUUUGGGACAUAACUGUCUUUCAACAGAUAGGUUUGCACACUCUGCACAGCAGCGGGGUGCUGGCUUAGGAAACUUCAACCUCUCCUUUCAAGUUUAACAAUAAAACACGUGCCUUAGAUGGAACAGUCUUAAUCUACCCGCAGGACUGUUUUAUUGGAACAACUUGCUAUAGCUUUUGUCUGCAAGGUCAUCAUUAAAAGCGUUUAAAAACACUAAUUGUUUACGAGUGAGUGCUCUUGUUCUUGUUUAGAGGAUGAGCUGUGAUGGCAGUGUGCUCUGGCCAGUGCUGUAAGUCUGCACUGCUUGUGGCUGGGUAAUUAUUUUUGUACUUAGCUUCAGCUAAUUUCAGCCUUUACUGUGCCACACGUAUGGCCCAUCUAUAUGUUUCACAUUCUGGUGGGUGCUUCAUCCCUCAUGCAAAUAAGUGUCAGAGUUUGCUGUUAUUUCUUUGUGUAGUGCUGUCUGGGAGGAGAUGGUAAGGGGGGCACGAGGCGUUGCUUUGGUGAUUUGUCCAUUUAUCCGACAUACUGGUUGCUAAAUGGACGUCGUCAUUUCAGAAUGGGAAAAUGACUACAGAGAUGUUUUUAUGUAAAUAGCAUUACUUUUCCAGUCAAAAAGAAUAAAGCUAAGGAAGCCCACGCAGGAUCUCUAAAA